AUGAGUUACCCUGGCUAUCCCCCAGCAGGUGGAUAUCCACCAGCAGCCCCAGGUAGCAGUCCUUGGGGUGGUGCUGCCUAUCCACCUUCAAAUCCACCUCCAAUUGGUCUAGAAAAUGUGGCUGGCUAUGCCAGUCAGUUCAAUCCCAACUACAUGGCUGGAAUGGCAUCCAACCUGGCAGGGACCUUUGGAGGGACAAACGUACCACAAGGCAUAUAUCCUUCAACACCUGGGGGUUAUCCCCCAGUCCCUCCAGGUGGCUUUGGGCAACCUCCAUCAGGACAACAGCCCUCUUACGGAGGGUAUCCUCCACCUGGAGGAAGUGGUGCUGUGCCAGGCCAGCCCACACCACCGCCUGGUCAGCAGCCUAUGGGCUAUCCAGGACAACCACCAGCAACUUACCCAGGGCAGCAGCCUAUGCCAAAUUAUCCACCAGGCCCAGCUGUGAAUCCUUCUAUGCCCUCUUACCCAGGAACUACAGGACCUACAAUCUCUCCUGUAACACAUGGAAACCGAGGCACGAUCACUGAUGCACCGGGAUUUGACCCUCUGAAGGAUGCAGAAGUCUUAAGGAAGGCCAUGAAGGGAUUCGGAACCGAUGAACAGGCUAUUAUCGAUUGUCUUGGAAGUCGUUCAAACAAGCAACGGCAGCAGAUCAUCCUGUCCUUCAAAACAGCUUAUGGAAAGGAUUUGAUCAAGGAUCUCAAGUCUGAGCUAUCAGGUAACUUUGAGAGGACAAUCUUAGCAAUGAUGAAGACACCUGUCAUGUUUGAUGCUUAUGAAAUCAAGGAAGCUAUAAAGGGCGUUGGCACAGAUGAAAAUUGUCUCAUUGAAAUCUUAGCUUCUCGCAGUAAUGAGCAUAUUCAGGAACUGAACAGGGUCUAUAAAACAGAAUUUAAGAAAACUCUGGAGGAAGCAAUAAAAAGUGACACGUCUGGGCACUUUCAGAGGCUUUUAAUUUCACUUUCUCAGGGAAACAGAGAUGAAAGUACAACUGUUGACAUGUCUCUUGUCCAAAAAGAUGUGCAGGAGCUAUAUGCAGCUGGAGAGAACCGUCUAGGAACUGAUGAGUCCAAAUUUAAUGCCAUUCUGUGCGCAAGAAGCAGGGCCCACCUCAGAGCAGUCUUCAGCGAGUACCAGAGGAUGUGUAACCGGGACAUUGAAAAAAGCAUAUGUCGUGAAAUGUCUGGAGACCUGGAAAAGGGCAUGCUGGCAGUAGUUAAGUGCCUCAAGAACACGCCGGCUUUUUUUGCAGAGAGAUUACAGAAGGCUAUGAAGGGAGCGGGAACAAAAGACAGAACUCUGAUUCGCAUCAUGGUAUCACGCAGUGAGGUUGACCUGCUGGACAUACGUGCAGAAUACAAGCGGAUGUAUGGCAGAUCCCUCUACACAGAUAUCACUGGUGAUACUUCAGGAGACUACCGGAAAAUCCUACUCAAGUUGUGUGGUGGAAAUGACUAAAUGGAGCAUUGAGUUUUUCUUAAA
Molecule: messenger RNA, 1485 nt
Organism: Nipponia nippon (crested ibis)
Lineage: Eukaryota; Metazoa; Chordata; Aves; Pelecaniformes; Threskiornithidae
Source: RefSeq, a predicted model, not a curated record